CGCGGGAUCGCUGGGCGAUGUCUCUAGGCUACUCACGUCGUGCCACCGAUGACGAUACGGUGACCUUAAGUCAGUUGCCUUCUGCUGAGACCCUUCAUCAGGACUGGGAAGGGAGGGGGAUGAACCCAGAAUAAGAAGCCUCACCUCCCCUUCUUUUUCUUUCUCCUCUUCCCCCUUUUACUCUUCCCCUCCUGUUUUCUGCUCUAUUUCCUCCCCCGCUCCCAUUCUUACUCUUCCUCACUUGCUGUCCUUUCCAUCCCCUACAUUCCCUCUGCCUCUGUCCCCUCUCUGCCACUUCCCCUUUCUCCCCACUCCCUGCCCCUCGCUUUCUCCUCCUCCCUUCCUAUCCCUCCACAUUUCAAUGUCUCUCCACAUUCCCCUGCUUGUCUUCUCUCCCCUUCCUCCCUUCCCUGCACCCUUUUCUGCUCUCCCCUCCCCUUUUAGUCCCCUUCCUCAUCUCACUGUCUCACCUCUCUCCUCCUCAUCUCAUCUCCCCCUCCCCUCCCCUCCCAUCCCCAUCUCCCCCGUCAUCUCACCCCCUCCCCUCCCUCAUCUCCCCUCCCCUCCCCCUCAUCAUCUCACCCCUACCCCUCCCCUUCCCCCUCUCUCAUUUCAUCCCCCUCUCUCAUUUCAUCCCCUCUUCCCUUUCAGUCUUUCCUUGGCUCUUCCUUCCUUUUAUCUUCCUACCCCUUUUCUCUUUCUAUCGCUCUCCCUCCCUCCCUCCCCCUCCCUCUCUUUUUCUCUCCCUCCCUCUCUCUUUCUAUAUCUCUCUCCCCUCCCUCCCUCUCUCUUCCUAUCUCUCUCUCUCUCUCUCUCUCUCGCUCCCUCCCUCCCUCUCCAGCAAUCGAAACCACUGCCAGUUGGGAGGCCGUGUGCUGGGCGCCUCAUGGAAAAGAAGCCGCCUUUCAUCUGUGGCAUUGUGGAAGGUUUCUAUGGCAGACCAUGGUCCAUGGAACAACGGAUGGUGCUCUUCAAGUGGAUGCAGAAGUGGGGGCUAAACGUUUACAUGUACGGCCCCAAGGAUGACCUGAAACACCGACUGUUAUGGAGGGAGACAUAUUCAGUGGAAGAGUCAGCCCAACUCAGAGCCUUGGUGUUGGGUGCGCAGGACUGUGGAGUUCAGUUUGUGUAUGCAAUCUCACCGGGACAGGACAUCACCUUCUCCAGCUCGUGUGACCUGGCCUUGCUGAAGCAGAAACUGAGGCAGGUCAAGGGGUUUGGCUGCAUGGCCUUCGCCAUCCUGUUCGACGACAUCGACCAUACCAUGUGCCCCACCGACAAAGAGGCCUUCAGCUCAUUCGCCCAUGCUCAGAUCUCAGUGUCCAAUGAGAUCUACCAGUACUUGGGGGAGCCUCCGAUCUUCUUGUUCUGUCCUACUGAGUAUUGUGGUUCCUUGUGCUACCCAAGUCUCAAGAUGUCCAACUAUCUGAAAAUUAUAGGAGACAACCUCCACCCUGGCAUUGGGGUCAUCUGGACAGGCAGCACAGUUAUCUCCAAGGAGAUCUCUGCCGAAUCGGUGUCAGAGGUUGAAGAAGUCAUUAAACGUCGACCGCUGAUCUGGGACAACCUUCAUGCCAACGACUAUGCCCAGCGUCGGGUGUUCCUGGGACCGUACAAAGGACGCCCUUCCAGCCUGGUCUCCAAGCUGAAAGGCAUCUUGCUCAAUCCCAACUGUGAGCUGGAGGCCAAUUACAUACCUAUCCACACGCUGGGCACCUGGUACAAGUGCGGCCUGAGGACAGAAGGGUCCAGUGAGUCGGAUACCGAUGAGAGGGCUGAGACCAGCCAGACGUACUGUCCCAAUGAAGCUCUGAAAUUGGCACUGGCUGACUGGGUGAAAGAAGUCAACAGGCCUUUGUUCCCAAGCAGACAGCUCCUAAAGGAAGAAAAGGAGGGAGGGCUGGUGAUCCAACCUACUGACGAGGUUACUCUAAAUGGAAAGGGUGAACCGGGCACCGGGGAGCCGGAAGCAGUAAACUCUGACCAACAGGGCACGCUGAAGGUGCCAGUGAAAGCGGAAGCUCACGAGGAUUUGGAGGCAGGCAGCGGCAGCCAGCGCCCGGUGACGGACGUCGGCCGGGAGGUGGAGAGCAAUGGUCCUGGAGUGGGCGGGUCUGAGACCCAGAGCACUCCGGAGGCUCCUGGGAAAACGGAGGUGGAAUCGGCAGGGACCAGCCAGUCGACUGACAGACCCCCAGAGCCGGUGGGGCUCAGGAGCGGAGCGAUGGAGGCGGCUGACGGGAUCCAGGCUGUGAGUGGCUCUGGUCAGGUGAAGGGAGGGGGCUGCUGCUCACCCAGCCUGAGCCUGGAUGACCUGCGGCUGAUGGUAGAUCUCUUUCACCUGCCAUACGAACACGGCGAGGAGGCAGCGCGAAGGCUGCGUGAGUUCCAGUGGCUCAAGGCCAACACCGACUGCGUGAGUGCCAACACCAAGGUUGACAGCCAGAAGGCGGAGGAGUGGAGAGCACGCGCGCAAACAUUCCAGCUCUGGUGUGAUGGAAUUGUCCAACUCUACCGGCAGUUCAUGAGAAGCUCGAACAGGGCAAUUGUCUACGACCUUUACCCUUACCUCUGGGACAUCAGGAACACACUCCUCGUUGCCAAGGCUUUUGUGAUGUGGCUGGAUGGCCGUAUUGAGAAGAAUACCUUCUCCUUUAACUCUUGGAUGAACUGCUUCCAGUGGUGCCGUACCAACAGUACUCCUGUUGUCUUAGGAACAGAGGGGGAGACUUGGAUUUACAGAGGCGGGCUUGUGGGAGAGUUUCAGAUGAUGCUUCCAAUCACAAGCAGCAGUGAGCUCUUUAACCAGCCCCCUCCGGUCUUCCCCACGCUGAAAAUGUACACCAUCAGGCCCUUUGACCAGAAGGACAAGAGGGUGUUGUACUCCAUGUGCCUGGAGAGCUAUGUCUGCAACGUGAAAGGGAAGGAUGACACAAACUGCCACCCCGACCUGAUUGGAGACAGGUUCCUGGGCCACUUCCUGACAUUGUGCCCGGAUUACUGCUUUGUGCUGGAGGACGAGCAUGGAGUUUGUGGCUGUGUGUGUGGAGCCUUGGAGGUCAAGGCAUUCCUGAAGGGGACUGAGGCAGUGUGGCUUCCUGCCAUGCAGGAGAAAUACUCCAAACCUACAGCUCUCGAAAGCCUAACUCCGACUCAGGAGCUGAUGAUGUUUUUCUACAGGAAGACUCCCAGUUUCUCCGACUCCCUGCUCUAUCACUUCCCGUCCAUUAUCCAACUGGACGUCCACCCAAAGAUGUCAGAUCCCAGCGAGGCUCGGAAUUUAGUUAUCUGCGUAUUGUCUGCACUGAAAGCUAAUGGUUCCCAGGGCGUGUUCUGUGAACUGAAGGCCAGUGACAAGAAGGGCUUGGAGUUCCACCUCAGCUUGGGCUUCCUGGAGCUGCCGGGGGCAGAGGCUUCGAUGCCGCAGGGAGUGAUCCUCGGGAGGCUCCUGUAACCCCUCCCCGCCUG
Messenger RNA from Mobula hypostoma (lesser devil ray), 3468 nucleotides. RefSeq names its product protein O-GlcNAcase-like. Lineage: Eukaryota; Metazoa; Chordata; Chondrichthyes; Myliobatiformes; Myliobatidae. Gene Ontology annotation, biological process: glycoprotein metabolic process. Gene Ontology annotation, molecular function: beta-N-acetylglucosaminidase activity. The record is from RefSeq and is a predicted model, not a curated record.